Molecule: messenger RNA, 1386 nt
Organism: Diabrotica balteata
Lineage: Eukaryota; Metazoa; Arthropoda; Insecta; Coleoptera; Chrysomelidae
Source: the annotation of a GenBank genome assembly
AUGGAAAAGUGGUUAAUGAUUUUGCUGUACAUCAUACACUUCGUAACAGCCGAAGAAACUUACCAAAACUCGUCUAACAUUUGUGCGCGAUGCAAAUGCAACAGCAAGGAAGAGUUUGUUCUGGACUGUUCAAAUCAAAACUUUGAGUACGUCUUGGCGAAUUGGCCUCCCCACAACCAGUCCCUUGUCGCUACUUUUAGCUAUAACAACAUCACAACUUUGGAACGACUUCCGGCCACGAAUCACACAGCUAAAUUGGUUUUUGAUCAUUGCCAUAUCAAGUAUUUGGAGGGCGGAGUGUUUUCUUUGAUCGAAAACGUCGAAUAUAUAGAUCUGAGUCACAAUCUAUUGACCACCGAAGAAAUCUCUGGAGACGACUUCAGAGGUCCCUACAGCAAUAAACAAUAUCGUCCGAUCGCAGUAAAAGCUUUGAAUUUAGCCUACAAUCAGAUCCACAGUCUACAUCCGAAGUUUUUCGAAAAUAUGCCUUCACUAGAAGAUCUCUACCUACAAGGCAACGAUUUCACCGUUUUGGAUCCAUCCACACAAGUUGCUUUAGGAUCUUUAACGAAUAUAAAGGUUCUAAAUUUAGCUGACAAUGAAUUGACAGUAAUAGAAGAAAACGUAAUGAGGAACGUACACAGCUUGCAAAACCUGGACUUAUCUUCUAAUCACUUUGAUUUUGUACCAAAACCAUUGAGUUAUAUCAGUAAAAAUCUGCAGAUCCUUAACUUGAGCAAUAACUACAUAUUCCAGCUGACCGAUGAAAGUUUCCUGGGAAUGAAUUUAUCCGAAUUGUACUUAAAUAACUUGCCCAGACUAAAAUUUGUCGGAGCUAACACUUUCGCAACUUUAAGAGGACUGAAAAAAUUACAUUUGCGUGACAAUCAACAAUUGGAAUUUAUCGAUAAAGAAGCUUUUGGGGAAAAUCAAAUUAUCGAUGAGUUAGACAUAAGCAACAAUUCCCUAGUUGAUUUAGAUCCGGGCUUGAUGAAGUGGUCCAAACUAAAGAUAUUCAAAGCAAACUUGAAUCCUUUGGUGUGCAGUUGCAGUUUGUACAAUAUAUCGCAAGAUCUUCCAAAAUCUAUAACCAGAAAUCGAAACGGCCCUAUGUGCAAAGAUGUAGGAAACGACGAUGUUAGUGAAAGAAUUUAUUCAUUAACGAGCGAUAUAUGUAACCCGGAACGACAAUCGCAUACGUCCAUAAUAACCCAACAUUUUAACAAAAUCCGAGUCGUAAUGAUAAUAUUAAGCUCAGCGAUCUUAGUGGUAACAGUAAUUGCAGCUGUAAUAGGUGUAUUGAGAUACAGAAAGUCAAUCGCGUUUAAAAACUACCCAUUUUCUGCUCAAGUAAGCUACUUUCCAGUGCAAACACAGCACAUAUAA